Messenger RNA from Trichoderma asperellum CBS 433.97, 288 nucleotides. RefSeq lists its product as uncharacterized. The record is from RefSeq and is a predicted model, not a curated record. NCBI's taxonomy places the organism in Eukaryota, Fungi, Ascomycota, Sordariomycetes, Hypocreales, Hypocreaceae.
AUGGACAAAGACGAAAAGGGCAACACUGGCAACGUGACCGACCAGGUCACCGGCACCGCGCAAUUCGCCACCAGCCUCCUUGGCAACACGGUCGGCGGUCUGGGCCGCACUGUCGGCGGAGUCGCCGGUGCAGCAACUCGCGGUUUGGGUGGCACCGUCACCAGCGUUACCGGCGAAGCUGGCCGGCCUGUAGGGGAUGCAGUGGGCAAUAUUGGCACGGGCCUGGAGGGAGGAUUGAAUAGUGUUUCUAAGGGGGUGGAGGAUGCUGGACAGUGGAAGAAGCAGUAA